Molecule: messenger RNA, 1671 nt
Organism: Cryptococcus wingfieldii CBS 7118
Lineage: Eukaryota; Fungi; Basidiomycota; Tremellomycetes; Tremellales; Cryptococcaceae
Product: L-methionine transporter
Exons: 10
Coding region: 1-1671 (556 amino acids)
Biological process (GO): amino acid transmembrane transport
Cellular component (GO): membrane
Molecular function (GO): L-amino acid transmembrane transporter activity
Source: RefSeq, a predicted model, not a curated record
AUGGCCGCUUUCUACCAGCCUCUCUCACAGAGCUCCGAUCCAUCAAGAGGACGCUCGGACACGGUCAGCAGUCUGGGUGGCUUUGAAUUCCAGCAUGACUUGCUACCCUUGACACUGAGUGGAGAGGAUGGGACAGCGCAUCUUGUUGAGGAAAAGCACGUCGAGCUAUGGCAUGGAGUUGCCUUGGUAGUUGGUGCCCAAGUAGGGUCAGGGAUAUUUUCGUCGCCCGGAGUGGUUGUACAGGAGGUAGGGAGCGUAGGCGCAAGUCUGAUGGUAUGGGUCGUUAGCGGAGUCCUGGCAUGGACAGGCGCCAGCUCCUACGCAGAACUUGGCUGCGCCAUACCUGUAUCAGGAGGCAGUCAGGCUUAUCUCGCUUACGCUUUUGGACCUAUGGUUUCCUACCUGUUUACAUGGACUGCCGUAUCCGUCCUUAAACCCGGCAGCGCUGCCGUGAUUGCCCUCAUCUUUGGCGAGUACAUGUCUCGCCUCUUCUCCCAUAUACUAUCGACCGAAACGCCCGAAUGGGCCAUCACACUCACCGCCGUCUUCGCUGUCCUCAUCUGCUCCCUCCUCAACGCCGUCUCUCCUACCAUGGGUACCAACUCUGCCGUCGUGCUCACCUUCAUCAAGAUCUGUACUCUAGUCUUUGUAGCUGUGCUUGGUGUCAUCGCCCUUGUCAAGGAUGGACCUGGAGAGGGGUUGAAGCCUAGCAAAGUAUUUGAUGGUACGGUAGGCGAUCCCGGGAAUUGGGCUAUCGCUCUAUACUCUGGCCUAUGGGCGUUUGACGGCUGGGACUCUUGCUGCUAUGUUGCUGGCGAGAUGCGUGACACCAAUCGCGACCUUCCGCGGGCUCUUCACUCUUCGAUGGCUACCGUCCUCACCCUCUUCGUCUCUGCCAACCUCGCCUACUUCGUCGUCUUGGACCCUUCGGUCGUUGCUUCAUCGAAUACAGUGGCACUCGACUUUGGCAAGGCGUCAAUAGGAAAGUUCGGAGCAGUAGUCUUUACGACUCUGGUGGCUAUCAGCUGUUUCGGGGCGCUGAAUGGUGGACUUUAUACAACUGCGAAAUUGAUCUAUGCCGCUUCCAGGGAGCAUUUCCUCCCCUCGAUCUUUUCCAGACUCCACCCCAACAGACGAACGCCCGAUCAUGCCAUCCUCCUCAACAGCUCCCUCACGGUGCUCUUCAUUAUAUUUGGUGGUGGUUUUAGAGUGCUUCUCAACUUUCUUUCCGUCUCAGGCUGGACCUUCUAUCUCCUCACCGUCUUGGGUCUUCUCAUGCUUCGCGUCAAGGAACCUCAUUUGGCGAGACCCUACAAGACCUGGUUGAUUACGCCAAUGGUCUUUUGUCUGGUAGCGGCGUUCCUACUGCUCAUGCCAAUUUUUGCAGCCCCAUGGGAGGCUUUCGCGGCUGUUGUAUUCAUUGGGUCGGGGGUACCGAUGUACUACUUGACGGCGCGCUUGCGGGCACAAGGCGAUCGCGGAUACGCUGGCGAGACUGGAUGGAAUGCUAUCCAGGCUACCUUCACAGACGCCUGGAGCAGUUUCAGAUACGACAUCGACGGGCUGUUGUCCAAGCGCUGGGAGCGAUCGCAGAUAGAGAGACUAGAUGAUACGGGGGACGAGCAACAAGGGAUGCUGAGGGAAGAGGUCGAGAUGGCCGAGAGACGGUAG